Messenger RNA from Tarenaya hassleriana, 948 nucleotides. Its product is annotated as 21 kDa protein-like. NCBI's taxonomy places the organism in Eukaryota, Viridiplantae, Streptophyta, Magnoliopsida, Brassicales, Cleomaceae. Bases 42 to 683 code for a protein of 213 amino acids. Gene Ontology annotation, biological process: negative regulation of catalytic activity. The record is from RefSeq and is a predicted model, not a curated record. Gene Ontology annotation, molecular function: enzyme inhibitor activity. The transcript has a single exon.
CAUGAACCAAAGAAAAAAAAAAGAAGCGAAGAUCCAAAAAAAUGAAAACCUUAUCCCAAACCCCGAUCUUUGCUCUUCUUGUUCUUCUUCCUGUUCUUAUCCAAGUCUCCAACACUUCAGCCACAGACCAAACCACAAACUCAAACCAAACCAUGAAUUCAAACCAAACAGACAUAGAUUACAUCAAAACCUCAUGCAAUGUAACGCUGUAUCAAACCCUAUGCUGCACCUCUCUAUACCCUUACGCCUCUUUGAUCGAUUCAAACCCCGAAAAACUCGCAAACACCGCCCUCAAUCUCACCCUAUCCGAGACCAAAUCCGCCCAAAAAUUCGUCAAGUUCAUCUCCCGUCACCGCCAAGGGAGCUUCACGCCAAGAGAAGCUGCGGCCAUGGAGGAUUGCAUGGAAGAGAUGAGUGAUUCGGUCUACGAGCUCAAAGACUCUGUUAACGAGUUGAAGACAAUUAACUACUCGAGUUUCGAGAUGGUUAUGUCGGACGUUCAGACAUGGGUGAGCGCUGCCCUAACGGACGAGGAUACUUGCAUGGAAGGUUUCGAAGAAGGCGGAGGAGAAGCAAGGACUGAGAUUAAAGAAUUGGUACGGAAACACAUCGAUAGGGUUGCUUGUAUGACGAGCAAUGCCCUCGCUCUCAUCAAUAUGUAUGCGUCUAUACACCGAGACUAAUGUUUAUACCAUACUAUAGUUUACAUGAUUAUCAUCAAUUUCCUAAUAAUAAAACGGUCUAGGUUACGAAAUCUACCGUACAAAAGCAUAUUUUUGUGAACAAUUUUUAUGUAUGUUCAUCCUAUACGGUUCGUUAUUUCAGUUUAUUGUUGGAGAUUUAUGCUGUAAAAAUUUGUAAUAAGAUUUUAGAUGACAGGGAUGUGGAUAUGUUGUAGUUAUAUAAUAAGAUAUACACGAAUGUAUGGAGGUGCCGUGUUUGUUUGUU